Yamadazyma jaroonii is the source of this 2100-nucleotide messenger RNA. The record is from the annotation of a GenBank genome assembly. NCBI's taxonomy places the organism in Eukaryota, Fungi, Ascomycota, Pichiomycetes, Serinales, Debaryomycetaceae.
AUGUCUUCUGCUUUAAAAGAAACUUUUGAAAGGUGUAAGAAAGAGAACCGUAGUGCUUUGAUUACCUUCAUUACUGCUGGGUAUCCUACCAUCGAUGAUACUAUUCCAAUCUUACAAGGAUUACAAAAAGGUGGUGUAGAUAUCGUUGAAAUUGGAGUUCCAUUUUCUGAUCCUAUCGCUGAUGGUCCAACUAUUCAAGUUGCCAACACCACUGCCUUAGAAAAUGGUGUUACCGUUCCAAUGGUUUUAGAGUUGGUUAAAAAGGCCAGAGCUUCAGGUGUUACUAUUCCAUUAGUUUUAAUGGGUUACUAUAAUCCAAUCUUAAGAUAUGGUGAAGAAAAAUUAAUCAAAGAUUCCGCUGAAGCUGGAGCUGAUGCUUUCAUUGUGGUUGAUUUACCACCACAAGAAGCCAUUCAAUUCAGAUCUACUUGUGCCAAAUGUGGUAUUACUUAUGUUCCGUUAGUGGCUCCAGCUACUACCGAUGCUCGUUUAAAAGUUUUAGGUGAAAUUGCUGAUUCUUUCAUUUAUGUUGUAUCUAGAAUGGCUUCAACUGGUGCAUCUGCUCAAGUUUCUACUGGAAUUCCAGAAUUAUGUGCUAGAGUCAGAAAGUAUGCCAAGGGGUCUCCAUUAGCUGUUGGUUUCGGGGUUUCUACUAGAGAACAUUUCUUAGAAGUUGGUAAAGACGCCGAAGCUGUUGUUAUUGGAUCCAAGUUCGUCACUUUAAUGGCUGAAAGUGAACCAGGUAAAAGAGGUGAAGCUGCAUACCAAUACGCUAGAGAUAUUUUAGGUGAAUCUUCAGAUUUCACUCCUCCAGCUUCUUACGAACAUAAAAUUGGUUCAGCUAGAGAAGUUAUUCCUGUUUUAGAAGAAGAACAUAAACACAAUCCUAAAUUCGGUGAUUUCGGUGGUCAAUUCGUUCCUGAAGCUUUAUAUACUUGUUUAGCUGAAUUAGAAGGAGCUUUUGAAAGCGCCGUUGCUGAUCCUUCAUUCUGGGAAGAAUUCAAAUCAUUAUAUUCUUACAUUGGUAGACCAUCAUCUCUCCACAAAGCUGAAAGAUUAACUGAACAUGCCGGAGGUGCUCAAAUCUGGUUGAAAAGAGAGGAUUUAAAUCAUACUGGAUCUCAUAAAAUUAACAAUGCUUUAGCUCAAGUUUUAAUUGCUAAAAGAUUAGGUAAAAAGAAAAUUAUUGCUGAAACUGGUGCUGGUCAACAUGGUGUUGCCACUGCUACUGCCUGUGCUAAAUUUGGUAUGGAAUGUCUUGUAUUUAUGGGUGCUGAAGAUGUCAGACGUCAAGCUUUGAAUGUCUUCAGAAUGAGAAUUUUAGGUGCCAAAGUCAUGGCUGUCACCAACGGUACUCAAACUUUAAGAGAUGCUACUUCAGAAGCUUUCAGAUACUGGGUUUCUCAUCUUGAUACCACCCAUUAUGUUGUUGGAUCAGCUAUUGGUCCUCAUCCAUAUCCAACUUUAGUUAGAACUUUCCAAAGUGUUAUUGGUAGCGAAGCCAAGGAACAAUUCAAAGAAUUAAAUGGUGGUAAAUUACCUAAUGCUGUUGUUGCUUGUGUUGGUGGUGGUUCCAACUCUGUUGGUAUGUUUGCACCAUUUGAAAAUGACAAAGAAGUCAAGAUGUUGGGUGUUGAAGCAGGUGGUGAUGGUUUAGAUACUGAAAGACAUUCUGCCACUUUAACAGCUGGUAUUCCAGGGGUUUUCCACGGUGUCAGAACUUAUGUUUUACAAGAUCACGAUGGUCAAGUUCAUGAUACUCAUUCUAUAUCUGCUGGUUUAGAUUAUCCAGGUGUAGGUCCACAAUUAGCUUAUUGGAAGAGUUCUGGAAGAGCCGAUUUCAUGGCUGCCACUGAUGCUCAAGCUUUGAUAGGUUUCAGAUUAUUAUCACAAUUAGAAGGUAUCAUUCCAGCUUUGGAAUCAUCUCACGCUAUUUACGGAGGAGUUGAAUUAGCUAAAACCAUGUCCAAAGAUGAACAUAUCAUUAUCAACGUCUCAGGUAGAGGUGAUAAAGAUGUCCAAAGUGUAGCUGAAGCUUUACCAACUCUCGGUGAAAAAAUUGGUUGGGAUUUAAGAUUUGAAGCUGAUCCAACUAAGUAG